CGUUUAGAUACGCGUUAUUUGCGUUUUAUAAAUCGAAACUUUGAAAAGACAAACAGUUGUAAACAAAAAUGGCUACCGAUGCAUCCUCGUCAGCGAAUCCAGUGGAACCUAGUGACUUUACAAACAUUUCACUGGAGGGUGACCCUGAACCACCCAAAAAGAAAACUCCACGGAGGUUGAUCUACUGCAGUGAUGGAGUUUUAGAAGAAUACUCAACAGAUGAAGAGGAGGAGAAACCCCCAGAACCAAAGAUCAACCCGAAAGAGCUGAAUUGGUUGCCUUGGUUUUGGUAUUACAUUGUGAACACAGCAAAAGGAACACUAUAUGUGGCAGACACUUGUGGAGAAAAGCUAGCAUGGUUUUUUGGCAUCACCACACCAAAAUAUCAGUAUGCAAUAGAUGAAUACUACCGUCUUAAAGAAGAGGAGGAGAGAGAAAAGUGCUCUAUAUUAAAUAUUGAAAAAUAG
Messenger RNA from Saccostrea cuccullata (small rock oyster), 467 nucleotides. RefSeq names its product protein FAM177A1-like. Bases 69 to 467 code for a protein of 132 amino acids. NCBI's taxonomy places the organism in Eukaryota, Metazoa, Mollusca, Bivalvia, Ostreida, Ostreidae. The transcript is spliced from 5 exons. The record is from RefSeq and is a predicted model, not a curated record.